Mytilus californianus (California mussel) is the source of this 1075-nucleotide messenger RNA. RefSeq names its product dehydrogenase/reductase SDR family member 7-like. The record is from RefSeq and is a predicted model, not a curated record. The transcript has 9 exons. The coding region runs from base 45 to 1016 and encodes 323 amino acids. NCBI's taxonomy places the organism in Eukaryota, Metazoa, Mollusca, Bivalvia, Mytilida, Mytilidae. Gene Ontology annotation, molecular function: oxidoreductase activity.
CCGAUAACUGAGUUUAUUUACAAGGCGUCAAAGGUAGAAACACAAUGUUUGACUUGUUAGUUGUUUUUGGACUGGUAUUAUUAUUUAUACAAAUAAUAAGAAUAUUAUUAAGCGACUGUGAUCUUCAUUUACAAUGGUACUGUAAGUUCGGACAGACGCCAGCAUCACUGAAAGGCAAAGUGGUAUGGAUAACGGGAGCAUCCAGUGGAAUUGGAGAAGCCCUGGCCUAUCAGUUAUCAUCAGUUGGAUGCAAACUUAUAUUAUCAGCAAGAAGAGAAGAUAGAUUAAAACAAGUCAAAGAUAAAUGUCUAAAACAAAAUCCAUGUAUUGGGAAUGAAGACAUCUUUAUUUUACCACUUGAUCUUUUGGAUUUUGGAAGUCAUGCAAAUGAAGUUGAAGUUGUACUAAAAUAUUUCAAAACGAUAGACGUGCUUGUCAAUAAUGCUGGUCGAUCACAGAGAGCAUUAUGGGAGAAAACAAGUCUUGAAGUUGAUAAAGCAAUGUUAAAUGUAAACGUUCUCGGCCUUCUGUCACUAACAAAAUGUGUCUUACCACAAAUGAUUAGACAAAACUAUGGAAGGAUUGUAAUUACAAGUAGUUUGGCGGGAAAGUUAGGAGCACCAGGACUAGGUUCUUAUAGUGGGUCAAAACAUGCCUUACAUGGUUGGUUCGAAGCCUUGCGUAUAGAAGGAUACAAUUAUAAUGUUAAUGUAACAAUGGUUUGUCCAGGUCCAGUAUUCUCAGAGGCAUUGCUGCAUGCGUUUACUGAAAGUCGCGAAAAGACAUUGGGAGUAGAAAUGAAAAAUACAGAGAAAAGAAUGACCGCUGAACGAUGUGCUUAUCUUAUGUCUGUAGCUAUGGGAAAUGAUUUAGACGAAGUUUGGUUAUCAGGAAACCCAGAACUGUUCUUUUUAUAUUUAUACCAAUAUUUUCCUACUAUAACAAGAAGAUUAGGAAGACGUAUUGGUGCCAAACGUGUCAAGAAGCUGCAAUCUGGAAUGACCGAUUUACACUAAGGGCACAUAGAAACAACAGAAAUGUCAUUUUCAUGUGAUAUGUUGCAUCAUAUAUUUCC